This is a messenger RNA of Salvelinus namaycush (lake trout), 999 nucleotides long. Its product is annotated as probable G-protein coupled receptor 34. Gene Ontology annotation, biological process: G protein-coupled receptor signaling pathway. NCBI's taxonomy places the organism in Eukaryota, Metazoa, Chordata, Actinopteri, Salmoniformes, Salmonidae. Bases 1 to 999 code for a protein of 332 amino acids. Gene Ontology annotation, molecular function: G protein-coupled purinergic nucleotide receptor activity. The transcript has a single exon. The record is from RefSeq and is a predicted model, not a curated record. Gene Ontology annotation, cellular component: membrane.
AUGAGGCAACUAGGAGACAACUCCAGUGGGCUUGAUGUGAACGGCACCUCCUGUGAGGUCCAUGACAGCAUCCUUUCUCCUGCCUUACCAAUUCUCUACUCAAUAAUCUGCUUCUUCGGCCUGGUCAGCAACAUCAUGACCAUAUUUGUGUUCUUCCUGAGGAAACACUCUGACUCGUCCAUGGCUGUGUACAUGAACCACCUGGCCAUGGCUGACUUCCUGCUGGUGAUGUGUCUUCCCCUGCGGGUCUACUACCACAACAGCCCGGGACCCUUUUACCUCUGCAAGGUACUGGGCGUCUUCUUCUACGUCAACAUGUAUGCCAGCAUCCUGUUCCUCAGCCUGAUCAGUUUGGAUCGCUACCUGAAGAUCAUCAAGCCUGUGUGGGUCCUGAGAAUCCACAAGGUGCGGUGGAGCCACCGGGCAUCCUUAUCCGUGUGGGCAGGUCUGGUCCUGGCCAUGUCUCUUUUUUCCCUAAAGAAAGACAAGGAGCGCCCCUGUGAUAGGAUCUGCUUCCACUUCCACCACAAAGGACUCCUGGGGGGCACGGCCAACCUCACCGUGGUGGCCUUCUUUUAUGCUGUCUUCCUCCUCUUUAUCUGCUUCUACGCUCGGAUAACCACCAAGCUGAGGAACAUGUCCUUAGGCAACCGGGACCCCAAGGCCCAGCGGAGGAAGAGCAGGGUGAUCCUGAAGACCUUUGUGGUGCCGGUAAUCUUCACGCUCUGCUUCUUGCCAUACCAUCUGGUGAGAGUGCCCUACGUGCUGGCCCAGAUGGAUGUGAUCCAGGCCCUGGGCAGUAAGCAGAUUCUCCACAUCCUCAACGAGCUCACUCUGCUCCUGUCUGCCCUCAACAGCUGUCUGGACCCCAUCAUCUACUACUUCAUGUCCUGUACCUACAGAAGGACCAUCCUCUUUGCCCUGCAGGGGCAGUUCAAGACCAUGUACGCUGUUAACCGCAGACGCAUCAGUAUUAACCGAUCUAUUACAGAGAUAUAG